AUGGCAGAAGAUGAAGAGUUGAUCAGGUACACUGACACAUUCAAGAAGUUGUACACCUCCAGGUGGUCUGAGUUGGUGUCUCACAGUGCCCUGAACACACUGAGCGAUGCAAAAUACAACAAACCAUCAACAUUGCCCUUCACUGAAGAUGUUCAGAUCCUUCAUCAGUACCUUGAGAAAUCUGCAGAAAGUGCCUUCUGCAGCUUGAAGGAAGAGGCCACCACUCAGAACUAUGCUCAACUUGCAAAACUCACACUUGCACAAAUCAUUGUGUUCAAUCGAAGACGUGCUGGGGAAGUUUCAAAAAUGCGCCUCAAAAGUUUUCAUGAAAGGGACAACACAAAGCUCCAUGAAGAUGUUGCCAUGGGGUUGUCUAAGACUGAACAGAAGCUCUGCAACUAUUUCAGCCGAAUUGAAAUCCUGGGGAAAAGGGGCAGAAAGGUUGCAGUUCUGCUCACACCAAGGGUGGUGGAUGCUUUGUCACUACUUGCCAUGUGGAGCAAAGCACCGGAGUACCUCAGGUCAACACAACUCAGGAAACAUGUUGCCACACUCUCACAAGUCCUUAAUUUAAAAAACAAUGAACUUGAUCAGGUUGCAGAUUUCCUGGGUCACGACAUCCGUGUUCACCGCGACUUCUACAGAUUACCAGUUCCCACAACACAACUGGCUAAGAUUUCCAAACUGCUUUUGUCAAUGGAGAAAGGACACCUUUCCAGCAUGCAGGGGAAGUCACUGGAUGAUAUUGAAAUUGAAGAUGAGAUUGCGUUAAGUGACGCUGAAGAUAGUGGGAGCGAUUCUGAUAACGGCAACACAGAAGUCACAGCAUCAGAGUUUGGAACUGUGGAGCCUGUGGAUUUUGACUCUACAACCACAGAGCAAGACCAUGACAUUGGAGGCUUUGGAUCAGUGUCCUUUGUGUCGUCCACAGUAAAUGAGAGUGUACCUCCCUCUGAAGGGAAUUAUGCUGAUAAAGAACAUGGAUCCAGAAGAGUGGCAAAGAAAGUGUGGUCUAAGGCUGAGGUCGCUGCAGUAAUGCGACACUUCAAAGAUCAUAUAAGCAGGGGGAAACUGGCCACCAAAACUGAAUGCAGUCACUGCAAACUGGUGGAAGAUCCCGUGUUGGCACAAAGAACAGUGCAAAAUAUAAGGGACUUUGUUAGAAAUAGAGGAAUAACUGCAAAGAGGCAGUCACAAAAGAAAAGAUUUAAAAACACUGACAGUUGUG
Perca flavescens (yellow perch) is the source of this 1228-nucleotide messenger RNA. RefSeq lists its product as uncharacterized. The annotation marks the transcript as partial. NCBI's taxonomy places the organism in Eukaryota, Metazoa, Chordata, Actinopteri, Perciformes, Percidae. The record is from RefSeq and is a predicted model, not a curated record. The transcript has 5 exons.